Messenger RNA from Mangifera indica (mango), 2043 nucleotides. Its product is annotated as fumarate hydratase 1, mitochondrial. NCBI's taxonomy places the organism in Eukaryota, Viridiplantae, Streptophyta, Magnoliopsida, Sapindales, Anacardiaceae. The record is from RefSeq and is a predicted model, not a curated record. The transcript is spliced from 17 exons. Gene Ontology annotation, cellular component: mitochondrion; tricarboxylic acid cycle heteromeric enzyme complex. Gene Ontology annotation, molecular function: fumarate hydratase activity. Gene Ontology annotation, biological process: tricarboxylic acid cycle; malate metabolic process; fumarate metabolic process. The coding region runs from base 249 to 1757 and encodes 502 amino acids.
CACCCAAAACAAAACGUUAUUCAAUUCAAGAUUCCAAAAUGGAGGCUUAACCUUUUCUUUUCUAACCCUUGCGCACAUCUCCAAAUUUUCUUAAUCAACCUCCUCGGUUACUGGAUUACAACCAUCUCUUGCAAUUCAUUUCACCUCACUUAUUUUUUCUCUUUUUGUCCGUUAAUCUGUAUUUUAAUAUACUUGUUGUGCGUGAAGGUUCUGAACUCUGGUGUGUGUAGUACUAAGUAGAGCAAUAUAUGGCACUUCAUAUCAUAUCGCGGCGAGUCUCUGGUGGCGGACCAACGACUUCGCAAUUGGUAGGGGCAUUGCGUUAUGGCAGUUGUUGGAGAUCGUAUGCGACCGCAUUUAGAUUAGAAAGGGACACUUUUGGCCCAAUCUUAGUUCCCUCCGAUAAGCUUUGGGGGGCACAAACUCAAAGGUCAUUGCAGAAUUUUGAUAUUGGCGGCCCGCGUGAGCGAAUGCCCGAACCUAUUGUUCGGGCCUUUGGCAUCCUCAAGAAAUGUGCUGCCAAGGUGAAUAUGGAGUAUGGUCUUGAUCCGGAAAUAGGGAAAGCAAUCAUGCAAGCCGCACAAGAAGUAGCUGAGGGGAAGUUAGCCGAUCAUUUCCCGCUUGUCAUAUGGCAAACUGGCAGUGGCACUCAAAGUAACAUGAAUGCCAAUGAGGUUAUUGCUAAUAGAGCAGCUGAAAUCCUUGGGCAUGAACGUGGUGAAAAGUUUGUACACCCAAAUGACCAUGUUAACAGAUCUCAAUCUUCUAAUGAUACAUUCCCAACUGUAAUGCAUAUUGCAGCUGCAAUGGAAAUCAAUUCAAGAUUAAUUCCAAAUUUGAGUACCUUGCAUAAUUCGCUGCAUUCAAAGUCUGAUGAAUUUAAGGAUAUUGUCAAAAUUGGGCGCACUCACACUCAAGAUGCAACACCUUUGACUCUUGGGCAAGAAUUUAGUGGCUAUACCACACAAGUGAAGUAUGGCAUUGACCGAGUCAUGUGCACUCUGCCUCGCAUGUAUCAGCUUGCACAGGGUGGCACCGCUGUAGGAACCGGAUUGAACACAAAGAAAGGGUUUGAUGUAAAGAUUGCUGCAGCUGUAGCUGAGGAAACAAACUUGCCUUUUGUCACAGCAGAAAACAAGUUUGAAGCUUUGGCUGCACAUGAUGCUUUUGUUGAAGCCAGUGGAGCCCUCAACACAAUUGCUACUUCUCUAAUGAAAAUCGCCAAUGACAUACGCUUAUUAGGAAGCGGUCCACGUUGCGGCCUCGGUGAACUCAUUCUGCCUGAAAAUGAGCCAGGCAGCAGUAUCAUGCCUGGAAAAGUCAAUCCGACUCAAUGUGAAGCACUAACAAUGGUCUGCGCUCAGGUUAUGGGGAACCAUGUGGGCAUCACAGUGGGUGGAUCAAAUGGCCACUUUGAGCUAAAUGUAUUCAAGCCAAUGAUUGCUAGUGGUCUCCUACAUUCAGUUAGAUUGCUGGGUGACGCAUCUGCUUCCUUUGAGAAGAACUGUGUAAGAGGAAUUCAGGCCAAUAGGGAAAGGAUUUCAAAAUUACUUCAUGAGUCAUUGAUGCUUGUCACAUCCUUGAAUCCUAAAAUUGGUUAUGACAAUGCCGCUGCAGUUGCCAAGAAGGCCCACAAGGAGGGAACUACACUGAAGGAUGCUGCCUUGAAACUUGGAGUACUCACCUGUGAAGAAUUUGAUAAUCUUGUGGUGCCCGAGAAAAUGAUUGGCCCAUCUGACAGACUGACAAGCUCAUGAGGUUUUGGUUUUGGCUUUAGCAUCGGUUUUGAAGAUGUUCUAAAUUUGCACCAUUUGCAACCUCCAAUCCAGUCAAUUGUCAGAAAUCCUAUAGUCUGAUCUGGUGUAUCUUUCGUCACUUUAUAUCGCGACGCUGUCGGGAAUAGUUACAGGAAGAAAGCAUUUUUUAAGUUCUACAUUGCAUAACACGAUUGCAAUUUCUGAUGAGAAGCUGCUUUUAUAAUGUAAACUUUCGGGAAACAGCUUACUAUGGAUUUUAAAAACAAGCAAUAACUUUACAGUUGAA